AUGGAUUCCACAGCAGCCUAUGCCUCUCUGGUGGAAGAUGUUAAUUCAUUUGAGUUCACAACAAACUAUCAUCCAUGUGAGCUGUUGCUCAUCAGAGAUGAAGCCUUCCCGGCACUGGUGAACACCAGUGGGCAAGUGCUAAUUGCAGCAUCUUGUUAUGGGAAGGGCCGGAUGGUGGUUGUUUCCCAUGAAGGAAUCUUGAAGGACUCCAAGUUUUCCCGGUUCCUUGGAAACGCCGUGGAGUGGCUGAAGCCUUCCCCUGAGGCCCUGGUUGGGGUCCACCCUCAUUUGGAUUCCCUCUCCCAGCUGCUGCUCAGGGCUGGCACCAAAGUGCAGGCUGGGGCAGAGCUCAGCCCCUCCCUGGGGGUGUACUGUAUGGACGCCUACGACAGCACGCAGGCAAAAGACCUGGUUGGCUUCGUAAAGCGGGGUGGAGGGCUGCUCGUUGGAGGCCAAGCCUGGCACUGGGCUAGUUGUCACGGCAAGGAGAAGGUGCUGUUUGAAUUCCCUGGGAACCAGGUGACCAGCGUGGCUGGCGUGUACUUCACAAGCAGUGAGGGAGAGACUGGCACUUUCUCGAUGUCCAAAGAAAUGCCGAGGAUUCCUUUGAUCACCCACCAGUUCUUCAUGCGGUGCACCAUGUACCUGCUCAUCUCACAGCUGGACGGCUUGUCCAGAAGGAUGCUGUGA
This is a messenger RNA of Gavia stellata (red-throated loon), 690 nucleotides long. Its product is annotated as TRPM8 channel-associated factor 2-like. Lineage: Eukaryota; Metazoa; Chordata; Aves; Gaviiformes; Gaviidae. Bases 1 to 690 code for a protein of 229 amino acids. The record is from RefSeq and is a predicted model, not a curated record. The transcript has 2 exons.